AUGGUCCCGACACUUGUGACUGGCUCUCUCUCAUUUGUCACACUCUUGAGCGCCACAAAAAUUGAACCAAAUCAGAGAUGGGAAGGGAUGAAUGCCAGUGAAGCAAUGACAAACGAGGUCUGGGCUGCCAUUCGUGCUGCGUCGCUGUAUGCUAUGCGAUGGGGUGCGUGCGUGAUUGAAUGCAUGCAUGCAGGCCAAUUGAUGGUGUAUGCUGCUGUUGUUGGGCAGCAAAUGCUGGAACCGUUGGUUGGGAUUGCAUUACAUAGGCAGCAGCAGCCCCAGCAUAAGCAGCAGUAUCAACAGACGUAA
Ustilago hordei is the source of this 309-nucleotide messenger RNA. RefSeq lists its product as uncharacterized. The record is from RefSeq and is a predicted model, not a curated record. Bases 1 to 309 code for a protein of 102 amino acids. The transcript has a single exon. Lineage: Eukaryota; Fungi; Basidiomycota; Ustilaginomycetes; Ustilaginales; Ustilaginaceae.